GUCUGCAGUCAGCCAGCCGCGGAGCCGGGAGAUGAGUGUCGAAGGAGGCGCGUGACGGAGAAGCGGUUGGCCGACUCCGCGGCGGCAGUCGUUGUAAACAAGGCCUCGCGCCGCUCCGGGCCCUACGACCGCUCCUGGCUGGAUCGGGAAAGGUUUGUGUUCCCGAAGCCUUGGGAGUUGUUACAGGCUAAGGAGAAGGGAUCUCAGUCUCUAGGAAGGGUCGCCCUCCUAGAGACAGCUACUAUCGUAUCUCAGGACGCUCUGGUGUUUCUAGAGCAGGCUUUGCUUUCACCAAAUCCAAGGAGGUGACAGGAGGAGUCCCUGCACAGGACUUAAGGAUGCUGUGACCAGAAGAUGGGAUCACGGAACAGCAGCAGCGCAGGAACUGGGUCCGGAGACCCUUCCGAGGGCUUGCCCCGAAGAGGGACUGGCCUGCGUAGGAGUGAGGAAGAGGAAGAGGAGGAUGAAGAUGUGGAUCUGGCCCAGGUACUGGCCUAUCUCCUACGCAGAGGCCAAGUGAGGUUGGUGCAGGGAGGAGGUGCAGCAAAUUUACAGCUCAUCCAGGCCCUCUCGGACUCGGAGGAAGAGCAUGACAGUGCCUGGGAUGGUCGUCUUGGAGACCGAUACAACCCACCCGUGGAUGCAACCCCUGACACACGGGAGCUGGAAUGCAAUGAGAUCAAGACACAAGUGGAAUUGGCCACAGGGCGGCUGGGGCUUAGGCGGGCAGCCCGGGAGCACAGCUUUCCUCAAAUGCUGCACCAGAGAGAACGGGGCCUCUGCCACCAGGGAAGCUUCUCCCUUGGAGAACGGUCUCGAAUGAUGUCUCACUUCUUGCCCAAUGAUCUGGGCUUCACUGAUACCUACUCUCAGAAGGCUUUCUGUGGCAUCUACAGCAAAGAUGGUCAAAUCUUCAUGUCUGCUUGCCAAGACCAGACAAUCCGACUGUAUGACUGCCGGUAUGGCCGCUUUCAUAAAUUCAAGAGCAUCAAGGCCCGGGAUGUAGGCUGGAGCGUCUUGGAUGUGGCCUUCACCCCUGACGGGAACCAUUUCCUUUACUCCAGCUGGUCUGAUUACAUUCAUAUCUGCAACAUCUACGGGGAGGGAGACACACAUACUGCCCUGGAUCUAAGGCCAGAUGAGCGUCGCUUUGCUGUCUUCUCCAUCGCUGUCUCCUCAGAUGGGCGAGAAGUGCUAGGAGGGGCCAAUGAUGGCUGCCUGUACGUCUUUGAUCGAGAACAGAACCGACGUACCCUUCAGAUUGAGUCCCAUGAGGAUGAUGUGAAUGCGGUGGCCUUUGCUGACAUCAGCUCCCAAAUCCUGUUCUCCGGGGGUGACGAUGCCAUCUGCAAAGUGUGGGAUCGACGCACCAUGCGGGAGGAUGACCCCAAGCCCGUGGGUGCGCUGGCUGGACAUCAAGAUGGCAUCACCUUCAUUGACAGCAAGGGAGAUGCCCGGUAUCUCAUCUCCAACUCCAAAGACCAGACCAUCAAGCUCUGGGAUAUCCGACGCUUUUCUAGCCGGGAAGGCAUGGAAGCCUCUCGCCAGGCUGCCACACAGCAAAACUGGGACUACCGCUGGCAGCAGGUGCCCAAAAAAGCCUGGCGGAAGCUGAAGCUCCCAGGGGACAGCUCCUUGAUGACCUACCGGGGCCAUGGGGUGCUGCAUACCCUCAUCCGCUGCCGAUUCUCCCCCACCCAUAGCACCGGCCAGCAGUUCAUCUACAGUGGCUGCUCCACUGGCAAAGUGGUCGUGUACGACCUCCUCAGCGGCCACAUCGUGAAGAAGCUGACCAACCACAAGGCCUGUGUGCGUGACGUCAGCUGGCACCCCUUCGAGGAGAAGAUUGUCAGCAGUUCGUGGGACGGGAACCUGCGUCUGUGGCAGUACCGCCAGGCUGAGUAUUUCCAGGAUGACAUGCCAGAGUCUGAGGAACACCCGAGCACCCCUGCCCCAAUGUCCCACCCCUCUACAGCCUUUUCCUCACCCCAGUAGAUCUGACUUCCAGCCCCAUUCAUGGGUGAGCCUUUUGA
Messenger RNA from Lagenorhynchus albirostris (white-beaked dolphin), 2033 nucleotides. It is a transcript of the gene DCAF11, whose product is annotated as DDB1 and CUL4 associated factor 11. The transcript is spliced from 15 exons. Gene Ontology annotation, molecular function: protein binding. Gene Ontology annotation, cellular component: Cul4-RING E3 ubiquitin ligase complex. Gene Ontology annotation, biological process: proteasome-mediated ubiquitin-dependent protein catabolic process. The coding region runs from base 355 to 1995 and encodes 546 amino acids. NCBI's taxonomy places the organism in Eukaryota, Metazoa, Chordata, Mammalia, Artiodactyla, Delphinidae. The record is from RefSeq and is a predicted model, not a curated record.